This is a messenger RNA of Aureobasidium pullulans EXF-150, 2199 nucleotides long. RefSeq lists its product as uncharacterized. The transcript has 3 exons. Lineage: Eukaryota; Fungi; Ascomycota; Dothideomycetes; Dothideales; Saccotheciaceae. Gene Ontology annotation, cellular component: cytoplasm. Bases 1 to 2199 code for a protein of 732 amino acids. The record is from RefSeq and is a predicted model, not a curated record.
AUGCCUGCUGGCUCUCCGCCCCUUCCAUCCGUUCCCUCAAUCUCGGGCUCCCACACAAAUCUUGCCGGCAUGAACGGCAGCAAGACUCCUCCCUUAGGCUCUAGACCAGGACCUUCGAACAACAACAGCAGCCGUUAUAGCAUUGCUGGUUCCGUCAAUGGCUCACCGAAGCCGUCUCCAUACGCAUCCCCACUCGCACCCCGCGUCAUCUCUGCAUCUGAGGGCUCAUGGGUCCACCAGAAAGUCCUUCUAAUCUACGGCCAGGUCGGCGAUCCUAACCAGCCGCUGGACGGCGACAUUACCGUCUGCUCGCAUCAAGACUGCUUCCCUCCCAUGACUUGGCCAGUCAGUGACUCUCACUUCAAGGCUCUCGUAUACCUACAGCCAGGUCCCAACCGACUCCGCCUAGACUUCAUUCCUCGCCAGCGUAGACCCUCGCAGGGUCAAAUGAACGGCCAGCCCGCUCAUUCGUCACACUUCCAGAUCAACUAUCUCCCCAUGAACUCGUCACCACCUCUGCAUCUGGCCAUCCUGGUAGCAAAAGACUCUCCUCGCACAUUCGAUGCUGUCCCGGACCGUGUCAAAUCAGAGGGCAAUGGCCUAGAAACUGCUGUGAGGAAAUUCCGCAUGGCUGCCUACCUCUGGCAAGCUUUCACAGGAGAGCAAAUGAAUCGUCACGGCUUUGGACGCCGCUGUUUCCGAUUUGAGGAAGAAUGGCAACCAGGCACUCUGACGGGUCGUGAUCUCACCACUGGUCAAAUGCGCAACGAGGCCAAGAUUCAUAUCAUCACCCUGGACAAGACCGUUGCUGAAAUCCAGGACCUUAAUUUAGCCCAACAAUACGAACCCGCCAAACAAAAGGGUGAUCUGUUCGCUAUUGCUAUGGAUGCUGUCAAGAAUCACUUCAAGCCUCGACCGGGUCAGAAAGAGUACGUGUCUUGCAUGUACCUGGACACACACUGGGAUUCAAAGGUUGGCACUGUCAGGGGUCACGCUGCUCUGGGAGGCGGUGACGCGCAAGUCAAGCUGGCCAUCUUCGGUUCUCAUUCUCUCCAAUCAUAUCCAGCUCAUCUCGAAGAGGUCGUGCCCGCAUUCACCGACUGCACAAAGACAGACACCAACUAUGUUGCCAACGACUGCAACGAAAGCGGAAGCAACUGGGAAGCUGCCAAUAUCGGAAUCGGGGCUCACAUGCACGAAACAGGCCAUCUGUUCGGCUGCCCUCAUCAAGAAUCAGGAGUCAUGCUCCGUGAUUACGUCCGUUUGAACCGUACUUUCACCACUAGAGAACCCUAUUCAACUCGCACAAAGUCACAAGGCAUGCGUCUUUGUCUUCAACAAGACGAGUGUGCAUGGCACCGCCUAGAUGCUUUGCGGUUCAGACUGCACCCUUGUUUUGCUCUGCCUACUGACAUGAGCAUUCCUCCAGAGGAUAGCAUCCAAGUCUGGGGUGUCGACAAAGGAGCAGCCUUGGUUACCGCGAGCACCGGUAUUGCCUUCAUCGAAAUCUACACCGAGGGCGACGAGCUUUGUCGUCACUGGAUCGAGUAUCUGGACCCUACCAGUGGCUCCUCCACAGGUGCACCUCGGCAAAUCACGUUAACAGAGGCCGACUUGCGAACCAGAGUUGGUGAGGCCAACAAGAACAAGAAGCUGAAGAUUAAGAUCUUUUCUCUCGGUCAAGGCGAGCAUGAGGUUGCGGAUUUCGCUCAGCAUGUAAGCAAGGACGCCAAGUUGAAGCUCCCUGACGGUAGAAUGGGCUUCCGAGGUUCCAAGGUUGGCUUCUCGCAAAUGGACGGAACCAAACCUCAGGAAGUACUUCUACGUUCAUCACACGAGAAGCGUAAACUUUUGAUCGCGAUCAGAGUUUACCACGGAUUUGCUUUGGACGGCAUCGAGUUUGUGUACGAGGACGGUGAGAACCAACUGUUCGGAAAGAGAGGUGGUAAAGAAGGUGGCGAUGAGUUCCCCAUCAACGCUCGGUUUGGUGAAACUCUUCUGGGAUUCAAUCUGAGAGCCGGUCUCUGGAUUGACGGUAUUCAGAUAUUGACCAGCGGCGGUCGUCGCAGCGAUUGGUAUGGCAACAAAGACGGUGGUAGCGGAUGCAACUUGAUCCCUCCCAGAGGCUAUAGCAUCGCGGGUGUUUACGGCACCUGUGGGCAGUGGCUUGAUGGUUUUGGUCUCAUUAUCACACGCUGA